UCCAAGAGACAGUUUUUGCUCACAACUUCAGUCGGUCUCAUAGCCCUAACUUCCCAAACCCCACUUCCCAAUUCCUUCGUUGAACCUUCUCCCACCCCAAAGCCUGCAUCUUUCCCAGGAAUCGUCAACACAAAAGCUUGGUUUCGGCACUAUGGAGAUGGGUUCUCAAUCCGGGUCCCUCCACAGUUCGAGGACAUCGUGGAGCAAGAUGAUUUGAAUGCGGGAUUGUCUUAUGGUGAUAAGGUUAAGCCGCAUACCUUUGCUGCUCGGUUUGCCACUGCUGAUGGUACAUUGACCAAGUUCUACACUAUUCGCCCCACCAAUCAGCUCAAAAUCACAUUUUUAGAGGCUAAAGAUGUUAGCGAUUUGGCUUCCUUGAAAGAGGCAACAAAAAAUCUUCGUUCAAGGCAUGUUUAA
Messenger RNA from Linum tenue, 417 nucleotides. NCBI's taxonomy places the organism in Eukaryota, Viridiplantae, Streptophyta, Magnoliopsida, Malpighiales, Linaceae. The record is from the annotation of a GenBank genome assembly.